AUCCGACCGCAGUCUCUCUACCUGCUUGCCUCGACCGCUCGACGCCCUUCUCGUCGUCGGCACAGGCCACCAUUUCCGCCGCCGCCGACUGCGCUAUGUCAAAUGACGUUCCCAAUAAUCGAUGCAUUUGCACGGCUUCUCGCUCGAGCCCAGGAGCUGGGCGGUUCAGGCGUGCGCCUGUGCCAGCAAUGGGAUUCGGUCGAGCCUAAUUCAAUUUGGUUCGUCGAUUCUGGUUCGAUCGAACCAUAUUAACGUCUCUCCCCACCCACCCCACUAGAUCUACGUCUCUUCCCUUCCCCGGCGCGCACGAGGCCGUGCCGCCCCUGGAAAACCUAAUCACUGCGCGGCGUCUUCCUCUCCAUCGGCGAACGACGGCUGUGUCUUCCUCGAGCGAGAGGCUUCCGUGCGAUCUCCAGCCGGCUCUUCUUCCGUCUCUGUCUCUCUCUCCCCUUGACCGUCGUACUCUCCCGCUCGCCUUUGACUACACUGCAUUUAUGUGAAUCAGUUAUACCACAAAUAAGCUACUGCAAAUGAGGGAACUUGUAACGAUUCAAGUUGGUACUUUUGCGAAUUACGUUGGAUCUCAUUUUUGGAAUUUUCAGGAUGAGUUGCUUGGACUGACAGAGGUACCCGAUGGAGAUCCCAUUUUCAAGAAUUCACCCUUAGAGAUGGAUGUCCUUUAUCGUGCUGGUGAAACACAACAGGGUAUUCCUACAUACUGCCCUCGAUUGAUAUCCAUCAAUUUUCAAGGGUCUCUGGGUUCCCUAAGUCUUUCUGGUUCUCUAUAUGAUGAUAUUUCAUCAUCUGACCCUACAGAUAUCCUGACAUGGACUGGCAAUGUAUCCAGAUGCAUGGCAGAACCUCACAAAAAGAAUUUAUUUCUGCAAAGCUUAUCUGCGGAAGAGCAUGAGAUUUUAGAUGUUUCAGAGGAUGAUUCUGGUGAAGUGAUGAGCAGUUCUCAGAGGCAAGUUCAAGAUAAGGGCCGGAUUGAAUGCCUAGAAACUGAUGUUAAGUUUUGGACAGACUUUUCCAAGGUUCAGUAUCACCCUCGAAGCUUGUAUGAACUUCAUAGUUCAUGGAUGGACAUCCAAAAGUUUGAUGAUUAUGGAAUUGGAAGGGAUGUUCUUUCAGGAGGCUUGCAGUUAGAAGAGAUGAAUGAGAGACUACGGUUCUUUAUUGAAGAAUGCGACCAUAUUCAGGGUAUCCAAUUUGUUGUUGAUGAUUCUGGAGGUUUUUCCAGCGUAGCUGCAGAAGUUCUGGAGAACAUUGAAGAUGAGUACACAAACACACCUGUUCUGCUUUAUGCUGUAAGAGAUCCUGGUGCUUAUACAUAUGCCACUAACCAGAAAUCAUCUAUUGGACGAUCUCUUCACGAUGCUGUCUCCUUUUCAAGGCUGUCUUCCUUUUGCAACUUGAUGAUACCAGUUGGGUUGCCUUCUCUUAGAAGUACGCAAGUCUGUGGUGGGUUGUCUCCUUUGCUCCAUGUGGACGAUAAGAAGCCUUUCCACAGCAGUGCUGUUUAUGCUGCUUCAAUACACUCCAUAAGCAUUCCAUUCCGAAUGGAAAUUCCUGGGCCAGCCGCAAAUUCAACAUGCACUUCUGGUGCUAUGGAUGUGGGUGAGAUUGUACACACAUUGGCUGGUCAAUCUAGGCAAAAUAUGGUGACAGUUCUGGAUGUAGCGAUGCCACCUCCAUCUUUGACCGAUGAGCAUAACCAAGGUAGUAUCCUCAGAAACUUGCAUCCUUUGACCCCUGAAAUAAGAAAAGAUGAUGAUGAUUUGCUAGCUGUGGAGUCCUUGGUUGUUCAUGGAGCCCUUUAUUCAGGUGAUCAUCGAGCAACGGUGUCUCAAGUCAAGGACUCGAUACGUGUAGCUUAUCAAACUGCUCCGGCGAAGCCAAUGUUCUCCCGCCUCUCGGUGGCCCUCUGCCCUCUUCCGAUACCACUGCCAUUUCCAUCGAUCUUUGGGAGGAAUGUAGGCCGACAUGGCGAGUUGGUGUUCAACUCGGUACAAGGAGCUCCGUCGAGAGGAUCGCUUGAAAUCGAAUCAAUCCCGAUGGCUGCAAGACUCCGGUCAAGCACUGCUAUUAUGCCUUUCGUGGAGAAAAGGUUGGGGGACCUUCGCAAACACGGGAUCGCAAGGGGAGCUCCAGGCGCUGAGCUUCUCCGUACUUGGGGCUUUGGGAGAGAUGAAGUCCAAGACAUGGGAGAGCAUCUAUCGAAACUGUUGAUGGGAUUUGAUCCUCACUCCCAGACAACAUCGGAUUCAGAUUAGUGCUUUGUUUUCUUUUCUUUCGGUAAUAGACAUUUUGGUUCACCAGUCUUUGUUGUUUCACGAGGCUAAAUCUGAUGUGUCUUAACAUA
Musa acuminata subsp. malaccensis (wild Malaysian banana) is the source of this 2362-nucleotide messenger RNA. RefSeq lists its product as uncharacterized. Gene Ontology annotation, cellular component: cytoplasm. NCBI's taxonomy places the organism in Eukaryota, Viridiplantae, Streptophyta, Magnoliopsida, Zingiberales, Musaceae. The record is from RefSeq and is a predicted model, not a curated record.